Molecule: messenger RNA, 1623 nt
Organism: Neurospora tetraspora
Lineage: Eukaryota; Fungi; Ascomycota; Sordariomycetes; Sordariales; Sordariaceae
Exons: 3
Coding region: 1-1623 (540 amino acids)
Source: RefSeq, a predicted model, not a curated record
AUGGCACCAUUUUCUCUGCCUAGAGGAAGCAAAAGACGGGUUGAGACGAAGCAAAGUCAUUUGACGAGUCGGGAUUCUUUGAUCGGAGGAGGCACCCACGACGCUAAGGGCCGUACAGAUGGCGGGAAGCUAACUCAUCAAUCCGAGACAACGUAUCGCCAAAGAACUACUACAUAUGGGGGCAAAAACACGGUGACACAUAGCGGCAAGAGGAACGACACCACCAGUAAGGGAAGUAAGGGCGGUGAUGGAGGGGAGAAUACUAAUCAAGACGGCAAGGGGGACGCCAACAACAACAAUGAAGCGGGCGGGAAGACAGGGUGCGGCAAGUUUGAUGUCUUUUGCAGGGGCAACAGAACAAGUGGAAAUGGCAAAAACAAUGAUGGCGAUGCUUCGGACAAAGGAGACGGAAAGGAAGAGGAAGAGGACAGGGAGGAUGAUGGACGCAAGAACAGCAGUUCUAGACCUACUAAUAAACCGGAGAGCACCAUCAUGAUAUUAUCAAUCCCGGGUAAAACGUCGCUCGUUCUGGUUUCUGAACCAACUCAGGCUCCGACCCCGUCUUUUACGCCAGACGUUUCUGCCACCUCUAUGGGGUCACUUUCACUCGAGGCUCCUUCAUCCUUUACAACCAGUUAUGUCCCUCAGGCAACCUACCCGGACCAGGCAAUAUCUGCUCCUGAGGAAGGCAAUCAGGAGAGCGACGCAACCUCGGUCAAAGGAGACUGGAGGCACCCAGAUUGGCAAAACUUGAAUGAUAGUUCCAAGGCCUUGAAUCAUCCAUCUCCGGUAUCAGAGAGGACCGAGACCGUUGCGCAUAGUGAGAGUGUUGGCAGCGUCUGCUCGUACGAAAAGGUGGAUGACUUGUUGCAACAGGGUUAUCAACCACACACGCCGGGCAUUCAGAUUCAAUAUCAGCAACCCAAUCCUGUUCAUCAGCACUGCGGAAGCCCCGUACCAUAUGCGACUUUUGCAAACGUCGCAUACCCAGCAAAUAUCGUGGACACGCGUAACUUGACAUCUGCCACGAUGUACUCUCAUCAGCACCAACAGCUCAGCACUUCCACCAACCCAUCACAGAACAAUUCACUUACGACGACUACGGUCUCGAACGGCACAAGACAAAUACAAUAUGUCAGCCACUAUGAUCCAAAGUACCUGCUAUCACCCUGCAGCACAUUUGAAGGUCGAGGCAAACGCAUGAGUGACAUAUCCUCGCUCUCAUCAGGCUUUGGCGACGGAGAUAUCAUCCUACCCGAACAAACUCUUCAGCCGCCACAGCCGGCCGCCAUAGCCUACCCUUCUUCGCCCAACGGCAAUACGGACCGAUUCUCUGGGUUAUCAACGCAGCGAGGGGGUCAAAGGGACACGCUAUAUACCGAGUCGAGCGAGGACUCGCCCGCACGUUUCCGCAGUCUGAACUCGUGGGUCGCUCAGCAAAGCGGUCGUGUCAGACGAGGACAAGAACGGGACGAGGCCUCAUAUCUGGCUUCUCUGCCACAGCUUCCCUGCCAGCCAGGAGUUCCUGGCAUCCACAAUCCGCCGGUUGAGCAGACAUUUGCUCUGAUGAGGGAUGACGAGAAGCCGCGGCCAGUUGAGGAGAUCAUAAUCCGGAUGCGAUGA